AAGAUCAGCCCAACCCAAACCCAGCGAUUUCCCGCCAUGUUAAACCUCACUCCUAAAACCCUAUCCCCUUCACCAUUUCUCUUCAACCCCAUAAUACCCAAAACCCAAAACCCUAACCCUAGCCCUCGAUUCGCCACCAUUCCAAACCAAUUCCCACGCCAGAAUUGCAAAUCUGAGUACAGGACCGAAAGGGGUCUUGAAUUCCAGAUCGGCGAGAGCUUCUUCCGGCACGAGAGCGCCACCGGCCGAGACCUCGGUGUGCUCGCCGCCUCGCUCUACAAGAAAUCCAAAGGCCAAUUGCGAGUCCUCGACGCAUUGUGCGGUUGCGGGAUUCGGUCUCUCCGGUACCUUGUCGGGGCCGAGGCCGAUUUCGUCUUGGCAAACGACGCAAACGACGAGUACCGGAGUAUCAUCUCAGAGAAUCUGUCACGCGCAGCCCCGAGGGGUUUCGGGGACGAGCGGAGAUGGGCAGUGACGCACUUUGAUGCGAACCGUGCCAUGGCGGAGUGCUACCUGCAAAGAGAGUUAUUUGAUUUCAUUGACGUCGAUUCGUUCGGUAGCGACUCGUCGUUUCUGAGGUCGGCGAUGAACGCUUUGAAAUUGGAUGGGUUACUUUAUGCUACUUCUACUGAUGGGUACACCUCCGGUGGUCACCGGCCUUACCAUUCUGUAGCUGCAUAUGGAGCUUAUGUUCGUCCAAUGCCGUAUUCGAAUGAGGUUGGUUUGCGAAUGCUUAUAGGCGGGGCUGUAAGGGAAGCCUCUGUGUUGGGCUAUCGUGUUACUCCCCUGUUUUCGUACUAUUCGUACCAUGGGCCUGUUUUUCGAGUCAUGCUCCGGUUGAAUCGUGGGAAGCUUGUCGAUCACAGGCAUUACGGUUUCAUCGGCUACUGCCACCGGUGUGGAAAUUCUCAAGCAUUUUCGUGGAAAGAACUUGGUCAUAUCAGGUGCCCCUGCAGUGAUUCAAAGGCUUCUGGGUCCUAUGUGGUUUCGGGGCCCCUUUGGGCAGGGCCUCUUCAUGAUGCUGCCUACCUCACAGAAAUGUUAAAUUUGGCAGAGCAAUGGGCGUGGGUGGGGAGUGGCACAGGAACUGAUCUUGAGAAACUUUUGAAACAGAUGAUAGAUGAAAGUGACCCCAAAUUGCCAUUUGGGUACAUCAAGUUGGAUGAGGUGGCAAGCCGUGCGAAAAUAAAUUCUCCUCCCCUAAGGAUCAUGAUGGACACCUUGCAUAAGGAGGGGUAUGCCGCUAGUAGGUCGCACAUUGCUUCCAACGCGAUCAAGACAAACUGCCCCAUGGCAGAAUGCAUGAGAAUUGCCAAGAAUCUACGGCAGUCUUCAGAGUGUUAGCGCUCAACAUACAUAAUGUCAAGUGCGGCUAAUUCUGUUGCCUGCACUUGGAAGCCUAGAGGUGCAAUUGCUCAAUGGAAGGAGAGUUGAUUCCGCAUAGAAGUGGGAGUCAAUUGCAAGCAAUGAUACAAGCUCUUGUUUGAGAUUUGUUAGAUUAAAAGGGGAUUAUUGGACAAAAAUGAUUUAAAUUUCCACUAGUACGACUUCAAUGAUCUCAGUUGACACUAUGACACUACGUCGUAAAUGUCGUGGCUAUCGGUUUGUCUCCAAUUAAGCCCAAUUUCAAAAGCCGAAGACGAAUUUAUAUGGUGCUAGCCAAGUAUUAAGCACAUUUUGUAGAUUUGUAUUCAAUUGUCUAAGACAAAAAUCAACUUAAUAACAUGU
Messenger RNA from Alnus glutinosa, 1728 nucleotides. RefSeq lists its product as uncharacterized. Gene Ontology annotation, molecular function: RNA binding. Gene Ontology annotation, biological process: tRNA N2-guanine methylation. The record is from RefSeq and is a predicted model, not a curated record. The transcript has 6 exons. Gene Ontology annotation, cellular component: nucleus. The coding region runs from base 37 to 1344 and encodes 435 amino acids. Lineage: Eukaryota; Viridiplantae; Streptophyta; Magnoliopsida; Fagales; Betulaceae.